Molecule: messenger RNA, 2976 nt
Organism: Porites lobata
Lineage: Eukaryota; Metazoa; Cnidaria; Anthozoa; Scleractinia; Poritidae
Source: the annotation of a GenBank genome assembly
AUGGCUCUGUAUGGGCCGCUUACCCAAUUCUCAGCUGUCCAACUGAAUUCUGUGGUCCUGUUCUCCUUUCUACUGGCUUUUAUCGCUGAUCCAUCUGAUGUUGAUAGCCAUGGUCAUACAGCUAUGUUUUACAGCGUAAAAGAAGCAUCCUUAAUAGGUAACGUUACUGUGGUAAAACAGACAACUAGUGAUGUGGAAUGUGCUUUUUUAUGUUUGCGGAUGUAUCCAGGCAGCUGCUUUUCUUUUAACUUUGGUCGGACAGUAACUCUCACUAAACUACAUGAUUGUGAGCUAAGCAACUCCGAAGGAGCUUUAAAGCCACAUAAGAUGUACAGCAGGAGAGGAUUUGAUUAUUUUGGUAUGGAAAGCGUGGUAAGUUUUAACAGAAAUCGGUAUAUCAAAGCCAUCCCCCUAGUUCUCUUCUGCUACUUUUUUAACCAAGUUAAUGAGAUAAUUAACUGCUCUUCAUCCUCCAAUUUUGUUAUCAGGCAAGCAUUACUUUCAAUUUUACCGAACUUAUCGAUUCUGAGAACAAUUGUCACUCGUUUCAAAUGCUUUCUUCUCGUCUUUGACUUCUUUUUAACUCUAUAACUGGCAGGAAAACCAACUUGCAAUGGUGAUAAGGCAACUCAGUCUUUCUUGUAACUCUCUUUCAGUGAGCCAAUCCCGUUUUUUUAUAACAUCUUGGGAAAAGCAAAUUAGUUCAAAUUAUUCAUAGUGGAAAAUUUGAAAAAAUGGUGAUAAACUAACAAUGUUUACAUGGGUUUGUUCGAAUUAUUGGGAAUUUCGAAAACCUGCGAGGAUUCGAGAAAUCGGGGGUCUACUGUACAACAUCUUUCUAUAUCUUUAUAAAAAUAUGAUAAAAAUAGUUUAUUUAUUGAUAUUUUGUCAUCAUUACUAUAAUUUCAAUUCACUGAGUUUUGAACUCUCGGGUUUUAGGAUAAAAGAUUUUAGAAUUUUUUACUUAGAUAUGUAUGAUAAAGAAGACAUACAUCAACGACCCUGUUAAGAAUUUAUUAGGAUAAACCGUAGAACUGAUACUUCUGUCCGUUGAAAUUUCUGUAUUAAAGUUCCUGUCUUCUUAGUAUCUUGCCAGAUAUUUUCCUUGCUUGUCAUCCCCAUGUCAAAAUGGUGGAUCAUGCGUGAACGGCCCCGCCUUGAAAGAGUUUUCAUGCACUUGUCCUCUGAAAAUUCAAGCCAUGCCUUACAUUGACAACAAGUGCAAUAUUAGUAAGUUUUAGAGACAUCUUUAAAUGCUUUUGUUGUUGUUGUUGAUGUUGUAUCCCCCGCCCCCGACCUUAAUUUCUUGGUGAUUGCAUGUUAUGAUGGCUCAUCCCUACAGUGUAUCGAUCGUAUAUAGAGUGCUGAGCGCUCCACAAAAUUUUGCGAGAAAAUGAAACCCUCUACGUUCGUUCAUUCCUUUAAAUUGCAGUGUUAACUUGCGGGUGUCUUUCAAGCGGGGUGUGACUGGAAUUCUUCCUUUAUUAAUGAAUACUUUCUGCUUAAUUCUAAAUUAAUAAUCAUCGUCAGUUCUAAGUAACGAAAGAAAUACAAGUAACAUUAAUAUGUACGACAAUUUUAAUUCAAAAAAUCAAGUUAUUCUUUGCGGUUUCUAGAUCGUUCCCUUAUAACAACUGAAGCACAUUUCCAUAGUCUUUUCCAUGCAAAAGUGGGUCGAUAUAAGUUAAACUAUUUCGAGGCUGAAAGACUCUGUGAAAUACUUGGUGCUUCGUUAGCCUCUUGGGGUCAACUGACUGUUGCAUGGCAAGGUGGACUUCAACUUUGCCAGUAAGUACAAUCAUUUUUUAGUUUUACAAAUUUAAGCAACGUCUUCUAAUGUCAUCUUAGGGAGCUCCGAAAGGUCAGAAGUGACUAAGUAGUUUGGAUGAGGCUAAGUAUGAUAUUUAACAAUUAUUGAAUGAGGCUUAAGGGUAUGGUAUAACGAAUUAUGCAGAUCGAGGAAAUUUAAUGCAGUUAUCGGCCGAGUGCCAUCCUCGUAAAACACAGUACAGGACAGUGAUGCCUGCGUACGAGGCUAGUACCCAUCUGUAAUAUUCAGUCUAAAUGUUGUCUUUUAUUGUUUCAUGCCUUAUUUUAUCUGCUUCUUGCACUUCUGGAUGCUUGCGGAUACUUGUACGUUUCUUUUUGCUCAAGAUUUUUUGUUUCUUGAGACUCCAUCAGACAUAUUCCGUCACUCUGGAUUUCCCUCCUUUUAUGACUAAUAGUGCACAUUUGUUGUCCCAAACUCCAUUCCAGUUAUUACUAUUAUUAUUAUCAUGAUUAUCAUUAUUUAUUAUCACAUAUAAUUAUAUGAAACAAGACAAAAAUAUAAAUUGACAAAUAAUUAGCAAUUAUUGGACGAGGCUGAGCAAAUAUCGUGAUUUGUCAGUGGCAAGCAGAUCAAUUGAUCUGCGAGACACUGACAAAUCACGAUAUUUUGCGAUAACCGAGUUCAAUAAUUGUUUUAUCAUUCGAUCACCGAGUGUUUCUUUUAAUGGAUAUCCUCGGGAAGCGAAGUGAUCUACCAUUUUCACGCAAGAGGGAUCGCAAGAAGGAGAAAACCACGGUUUCCUUUACGCAUGUGUAGAAAAUUAUUUGCAGCCAAACACAGUUGGACGGCAUUGCGAAUGAGCACACCAUUAUUUGUAGGCAGUUGUUUGCAGGUCACGUGGUGGGCUCUCGGCCAAUGAAAAGGAAGAAACAUUUGCAUCGAAUGAUAAUAAUCAUUAUUAUUAACUAAUUAUUAUCAUUAUUGAUAAAGUCCUUCUCCUUAUCAUUACUGUUAUUUAAUAUUAACAUUGAUCUUGUUGUUUUAAUCUUUCUCCACAUAGAAAGGGUUGGCUAAAUGGGGCCAUAGUUGCUUAUCCUAUGCGAGAAGUGAAAGGAAACUGUGGGAACAAAACAGGAAUCGUAGAGAUCGAUUACGAACGCAAUAGGACAGAAAAGCCAUUCAACGCCUGGUGCUACAAACCUUAA